CCGGGCCUAGCAAAACGAUAACAUUGCUGAAGUCUGAAAGACGAAAAGGAGAACGUGUUUGUCGAAAAGAAAAUAAUUAUUGAAAUCUCCCAGACAUUGCAUUAACAAAUAUGUUGGAAGACCUCAGUAUCAGCAUCUGAAGACUGUUUACGGCAUGACCUUUGUUUACUAAACACACAAUAGCCUACUGAGCCCAGCGCCAAUUAGGUAUCCUCUGAACAGUGUAUGAACAAGCUCAUUCACAAUGGAAACUGAAGCAGAGGUUAUUCCUAUUUGGCAGAACAAGCCUCAUGGGUCGACUCGCAGUGUUGUGAGGAGAAUAGGCUCUAUUGUGCCCAUGAAACCCCCGCCCAGGGCAUGUUUCCAGGAACUCCCAGGCCUCCCUCCUCUGCGGCCCAUGGAUGGCCCCAUGGUGCCCACACUGGCAGACAUUGCCUGGAUCGCAGCAGAUGAGGAGUCUGAGACCUAUGCCAGAGUGCGGAGCGAUUCACGCCCGCUGAGACACGAGUGGCGACCCACGCCUCUCCUGGUUAUGCACAGGAACUCCUCAGUGCCCAACUUCCGCCGCGACGUCAAGAAGGUGGAGACGCUGAGGAAGCCUGCGGUGACGGCCAUGAACCGUACCACCUCCCUGCAGGACGAGCUGAGCAGACUCCGCUCCCAGAUCGCCAAGAUCGUAGCCACAGAAUCUGGCUCCAACCCCUUGACCCCCGACCUCCUGUCCCCCGACGACACCAGCAUGAGCUUUUCCAUGGCGCCCUUCGAGACGGCGCCCUACCAGCCUGCCGCCUCAGCCUCAUUCGUCAUCAGCGACGUGACGGAAGAGGAAGAGGAGGAAGAUGAAGACGAGGAUGUGGUGUCUGUGGUUUCGGAGCUGAUGCCGGACCCCAUGCCGCCCGCGAACAUGUCUGCCUCCAUGACGGCCUCGGCGACCUUUGACCUGGACCAUCCCUGCAUGGACUUCCGGGAGGCGGAGGAGGACACAGUGUCACUGUCGAAGUCCACCAGCUUUGCCGACGUCAUGGACAUCCUGAAGGACAUGAACCGCAUGAAGAUGAGCAAGGACAGGUGCAGCAGAGGCUGCACCUCCCUGAUGGGGGAGUCGGACUCCGCCUCACUGAUCUCCGAGGCCCUGAGGAAGAAGUUUACCCUGAAGGAUGAAGACAUCAGGGGGAUGAAGAAACACAACUAGAGCCUCCGUAGUCAUCCACCUCCCCACGCCUGUGCCUGACGACCCAGUCCCCGUGGAGACCCGGCUGCACCUCAUCAACCGUGGCAACAGCUAAACCAGACAUCUGGAAAAACAAACCACCUCCUCCCAAUAGGCCCAGUCAGUCAGAACCCAACCAAAUAUAAACCAUACCCUAGCUAUUAAAAAUAUUGCCUAGUCAGACCAUGGUAGCAGCUGGCUGGUAGGUGGUAGUAGAUGGGUACUGUUUGAUGUAGCACAGAGAAUUUUAGACCAACCGUAACUUGUCGAUACUUCCUCAAUUCCCGACUUGGAAGACAACCGAUGUCUUCUAAAAGUCCAUGUCUAGUUUCAGGGGGUUGUUUGAAUUUAGAAAAAUGCUCCUUUAAUAAAAUACAUUUUUGUCUGCCACCCAUUAUUAAUGAUACAAAAAAAAGUCUAAAGAUUUGACAGCAAUACCGUAUAAAAUUCAAGUCAGUUGGGAACAGGUUUUUGAUGUCCCAAUACCUUGGCAUCGGGUCUAUGAACAAUAGUUGACAUCAAUCCGUUCAUUUCAAUUUAAGCUAUUAUAUAAAAUACUUGCUACAAAAAGAAUGCUCAAUAUUUGCGGAAUUGGACAGUCAGCCUUGUGCAGUAGAAUCAAUAGAACAUAUUUUCUGGUAAUGUCCAUCGGUGGCUCGCAUUUGAGUCAGGUCCAGGAAUGGGUUAUGUCAUAGUAUCAGGGUUCUGGCAUCGGAACAACCACGAUCAGUCAAUGGGAAACGUCAUUAUACUCUUGGGUAAAGUAUUUAUUUUUAGGGCAAUAUCAGUAGAAGUGUUACAAAUAGGGAGGAUCAGGACCCUUCAGUAGUUCAGUAAGACAUCACAGUAAAAUGGAGGGAUGUAUUGCAAAAGGAAAUAGCAAAAUGGCGUUAUACUGGGAAAGAUGGGUUAAUCUGUGGACAUGAGAGGGUUUGAGUUAAGAUCGGGAAUGAAGUGUGGAUUGGCCGAUAUGGGUGAAAAUCCAGCACUUGAAGAAAGAGGAAAUUAGAAAUAUGUAUAGUUAUUUAACGACAGGGACCGUAGAUGUGAGCGAAAUAGCUGUAAUUAGCAGAAGUAUUGUAGUCUGUUAGUUUACGCCUAUCAGGGUAGGGGGAAAAAUGUAUAAGGAGAUUGGAAAUGAUGCAAACAAUUAAAUGGAUAGAACCUACAAUCUAUCUGCAAUAUUAAAGCUGAUCUACCCCCCACAUAAAAAUUAUAAUAAAAUGUAAUGUGUUUUGCUCCAUGAAGUAACCCAACGUGUACACCGCCAUCGUGCCUAUUCCAAAUCUUCUCUCAUUGAUUAAGUCAGGUGGGUGUCCACCCCAAAGCAACUAGACAUGGACGUUUUAGAAGACAUUGAUUGUCUUCCAAGUCAGGAAUUGAGGAAGUCUCGCCAAGUAAACGUUGGUAAAACAUUAUCUGUGCUACGCCAAACGGUACCUAACCUGUAACGGCCAAUGGAGCAUCACAUUAGCCAUUACAAUAUGCUAGCUAAACCAUACCCCUCUCGUUAUUCAAUCAACACUCCCUUUACACUCGCUGUCUGCUCCCACACACCUCUCAAAAAGGAAGAUUCCUUAUCCCAUCGCUUCAGGAGCAACAUCAUGGCAACGUAGUUUUGUGGGCGCUGUACAACAUCCUCUUCAGAUUCACCUACUUUGAUGGCUCUCGCUAGUCCCCAGACUGACUCCAGUGCUGCCCAGUCACCUUUUGUGUCCAGGCUGGGGUUUCUCCAGGAUAUAGUACCUGUCCUGGUACCUUGAGAGAAACUGUUUCCCCCCUUUUUUUGUUGUGGAUGGAUGCAUUUGCUGGAGUGGGAUAGUUAGAUAUUUUUUCUCUCAUUUAGUUUUAUGUAUAGUCCUGAUAAUACAUACUUGAAGUUGUAUGUACAAAUAACAGACUGCGGAGAGUAACGAGUACUACAAAACACUUAAUCCUAUGUUCAUUUCCAGCUAAAAAUAUCACGUUUUUCAGUGUUUAGUUGCGUUAGAAAUACAAUAUUGACUUUGCGGUCAUAGUCUAUGUGUACAGCAUAGGUUUGUUUAUUUGCAGUCUCCUUCAGGACCGACUCAUAAACCCCAUUGCAUCAGUACAAGAAAAUGUUAUUGCUGGCCUUGGGGUAAUAACUCUCAGAAUUUCGCUUGAUUGAUGGCCGCUAGGGUAACAUGAUACAGAUGAAUAAAUCCCGAUUAAAAUCAGUGGACGGCCAUGGCUAAAUAUGAAUGAUAUGUGUUUGAUGUGUGGUCUUUGGACUUGUGUUAUACAAGGAAAGCUUGGAAGACUUAUAAAUCUAUUGUAAAAUGUGAAUGAAUGCGUUCUCUUUCCUUCCUUGUGUGCUGUUGUGCUAUAUCUGCCUUUUUAAGACACCAGAGAAGAACUGUACCAUAAAAA
Messenger RNA from Coregonus clupeaformis (lake whitefish), 3601 nucleotides. It is a transcript of the gene mtfr1l, whose product is annotated as mitochondrial fission regulator 1-like. Bases 245 to 1192 code for a protein of 315 amino acids. Gene Ontology annotation, biological process: mitochondrial fission; aerobic respiration. The record is from RefSeq and is a predicted model, not a curated record. The transcript has 8 exons. Gene Ontology annotation, cellular component: mitochondrion. Lineage: Eukaryota; Metazoa; Chordata; Actinopteri; Salmoniformes; Salmonidae.